Fusarium tjaetaba is the source of this 1008-nucleotide messenger RNA. RefSeq lists its product as uncharacterized. Lineage: Eukaryota; Fungi; Ascomycota; Sordariomycetes; Hypocreales; Nectriaceae. The transcript has a single exon. The coding region runs from base 1 to 1008 and encodes 335 amino acids. The record is from RefSeq and is a predicted model, not a curated record.
AUGGGUCAACAGCGGCUGAUAACCGAAAUCCUCCACCCAAACUCUACCGCCAAACAAGACCCUUCACCCGCCUCACCCCAAUCCGGGAGAAUCAUACCGCCACGAAAGUGCAAAGCCUCAUCGCGUCACAAUCUCGAAAGUGGCACAUCUCCCUUCCUCACACUCCCACCCGAGAUCCGCCUCCAAAUCUACCGUCUCCUCCUCGUCUCCAAUGCCCACGCCGAACUUCACUACUGCACCUCUAAAAAGUUCCGUCUCAUCCCCAAAGAACCAUGGGAUUGUCCUCUUGAAAUUGAUCCGAAAAUCUUACUCACAUGUCGGAUUAUUAAUAGAGAAGCUACGCCGGUCUUGUACUCGGAAAAUGUCUUUCGAAGAGGUUAUUGCUGGCCGCGCCGCUAUGCUGUUGGGCGAGGGCGCAGGAUGUGGCCGAUUUGUGAUACGUCGCCUGUAAGCAAGGUUAAUUUCGCUUAUAUCUCACGAUUACACCUUUUUCGAGAUUACGAUCACUGGUUCUCCGACGGAAAGCUCAAGAUCUUUAGUGAAAUUCCGAACUUGAAAGAUCUGGAUAUUCACAUUGAUCAAAACGACUGCGCUGAUGGGAUCAACAUGAGCGGGCUUCACUGCCAAACCCUCAAAGCAAUGUCCCAAGAUCUCCGGUCUUUCAAGAUGGAAAUCCGUCUUGACUUCAGCGAGAAAGCACAUACAGACUGGCUAGCAAAAUGCGAAGACCGCAAGACGGAAAACUUUAGUAUUCACCUAGACAAGAAACGCGCGCUGGAGACAUGGUUCGAACACGAGGGGUUGUUUACUGAUAGAUCACUUUUAUGGCGUUUCAAGACGCAGCGCUCAGAGUGGUGCGGGCCGUCGUGUUACAUCAGUUUCGCUUUUGAUUCCAAGCGCAAGGAGUGUGAGUUUAUCGAUUUGGAGGUCUGGGAUGAUAGUGACGGGAAAUUCGGGAAGUUGAAGACUUCCGAGGAGAAUGCGAGUUCGUUGGUUUUAAGGGAAUAA